This is a messenger RNA of Danio rerio (zebrafish), 2046 nucleotides long. NCBI's taxonomy places the organism in Eukaryota, Metazoa, Chordata, Actinopteri, Cypriniformes, Danionidae. The record is from RefSeq and is a predicted model, not a curated record.
UUGUGGUUUCGCCUGAUUUGUUUUACUGUAUCCGGGUGCGUGUGUAGAGAGAACAUGCACUGAUGAUGCAAGCUGCUGGACAACUUACUACUGCUUUCUAACACUGUGUUUACUUCUGGUGCACAUUUAAUGCAGGAGAGAGAACCAUGGAGGCUGUGAAGGGCUUUGAUAUCGAUGCUCCACGCUGGGAUCAGUCCACGUUUAUGGGUCGCCUCAAACACUUCUUCAAUAUCACCGACUGCCGCACCGCUCUUCUGCCCGACUCCAGACUGGAUGAAGCCAAAGUGUUGGUGGAGAGCUGCAGAGCAGGCUCUGUUCCUCCAGGCACGACAGAGGAGCAGCUACACUACGCCAAGAAACUGUAUGAUUCUGCUUUUCACCCCGACACGGGGGACAGGAUGAAUCUGAUAGGGAGAAUGUCGUUUCAGGUGCCCGGAGGUAUGGCCAUCACGGGGUUUAUGCUUCAGUUUUACAGGACAGUUCCCGCUGUGGUGUUCUGGCAGUGGGUUAACCAGUCUUUCAAUGCUCUGGUUAACUACACCAACCGUAACGCUGCGUCUCCAAUUACACCAAAGCAGAUUGGAGUUGCUUAUGUGACAGCAACAAGCACAGCGUUGGCCACUGCAGUUGGCCUUAACCUCUACACUAAGAAAGCUCCUCCACUGGUGGCUCGCUGGGUGCCAUUCGCUGCUGUCGCUGCUGCAAACUGUGUGAACAUCCCAAUGAUGAGACAGCAGGAGAUUUUGCAUGGCAUUGCUGUGACAGAUGAAGAUGGAAAUAAACUGGGCCACUCAAGGAAAGCAGCUGUGAAGGGCAUCACACAGGUGGUGAUCUCUCGCGUUACCAUGGCAGCGCCGGGCAUGAUCAUUCUCCCCAUUAUUAUGCAGAGGCUGGAGAAACACAGAUUCAUGCAGAAAAUCACAUUUCUUCAUGGGCCGCUGCAAGUCAUGAUGGUCGGUGUGUUUUUGAUCUUCAUGGUUCCUGCGGCGUGUUCACUGUUUCCUCAGAGAUGUUCGAUGGCUGUGUCAAAACUGGAGCCGGAGCUUAGAGAAUCCAUCAUCUCUCAGUACGGGGAGCAAAUCAGUCACGUUUACUUCAACAAGGGCCUGUGAGCGCUGGACACACACACACACACACACAUUUUUGUUGAUAAGGUUGUUAAAAAGAAGCGUUUUGGUUUGACAUUUUGCUUUACGACCCAGAGAGAUUUGCUGCAGUAAAGCCUAAUAUAUGAAGAGUUGUUUUACAAUUGGCCCUAAAUGCUGCCGAGAAUCAGUUUGAUUUGAUAGAUAAGUUUUACAGAAAAUUUCUGGAGAUUGCUUGAACCUGAUUUAGUCCUCCUGUCAUGUAUGAUUUACCCUGAAUAAUUGCAAGCAGAUUGUGAAGUUUGAAAGAUAUUUCCCUCUGAUGCCAAACUCCAUCUUCAUUACCACAUACAUCUCUCAGAAAGCUGUCAUUUUUAAGGUCUGAUGCUUUAAUGCCUUCUAAAGCCAUCGGUUUUAACAUGUUCUUAAACUGACAGAAACUUGUCGUGAAAUAUAUAUCAUGUUUAUGUUUGAAAUACCAGUUACAAGCAUAAAAUUGUGAGUCUUUAAAGGGACACAUCAUCCAAAAAUGUAAAUUCUGUCAUCAUCCCUUCAAUUGUUAUAGAUAUUUUUUUAUAGAUAUACAGGAUAUUUCAAAGAAUGUUGGAAACUGGUAGGUGUUGACUUCCUUAUUUUUUUACUGGUUUCCAACAUUCUUCAAAGUAUCUUCUUUUGUGUUCAACACAGAAGUUUGUAACCACUUGAAGGUGUGAAUGGUGAGGAAACCUUCACUUUUGGAUGAAUGCUCCAUUUAAGGUUCAGGUUUAAAGAGUGUUUUGUGGAUGUUGUGUGCCUUGCAUUUACAUUUAAAAAAAGGAAAGCAAAGAUUGAUGCGCUCGUAGUCUGACCUCACUGUGAACUAUCUGAGUUCUGUACUUGUUUUCAUCAUUAUGAGAUGAUGAAAUGAACAGACAGCUGUCGAAAUAAACCCCUGAACUCGUGAGAGUUCAACCAAAGUGGA